UAAUUCGGGAUAAACAAAUAAAAAUACUUUGUGAGGUUUUAAAUAAAAGAUUAAAUAAGAUUAGAAAAUUCCGAUUCCUCUACUCACUCUUACGUCGGCUGUAAGCAAUCUAAGUGAGGUUUUAAUGCUGAUUUCAUGGCCAAAUCACCUCAAAUCUCUGCUCUUAGCUUGUAAACACAAAACAGCCAUGACCCAAAUCCACGCUCUCAUUCUCACAACUGGACUCUUCUUCAACGACGCAAACUCCAUUGCCCAACUCAUAGCAUCAUAUGGGCGCAUUAACAACAUCAUUCCCGCCCGCAAUGUAUUUGAAAAAAUGCCUCAAAGAAGUAUAAAUGCAUGGAAUUCAAUGAUCAUCGCAUAUUCUCGCACAAACUACCCAGAUGAAGUGCUGAAUCUUUACUAUAGAAUGAUAUCCGAGGGAAUUAAACCUGACAGCUCAACUUUCACUGUUACUCUAAAGGCGUGUUCAAGCUUAAUGGAUUUAGAUAUGGGAGAAAUAAUUUGGAAUCAAGCAGUAGAUUUUGGAUAUGGGUUUGAUGUGUUUGUUGUGUCUUCGGUUUUGAAUUUGUAUGCUAAAAGUGGAAAAAUGGACAAGGCGAAAAUUGUAUUCGACAAAAUGGUGAAAAGGGAUGUUGUGAGUUGGACUACUAUGAUAACAGGUUUUGCGCAAAGUGGGAGACCAUUGGACGCGAUUGAUAUUUAUAGGACAAUGCAGAAGGAGAGAACUGAAGGAGAUGGAGUUGUGAUGGUAGGGUUGAUUCAGGCUUGUACUAGUCUUGGGGAUUCAAAAUUUGGUCUUUCUGUUCAUGGACAUAUGGUUCGGAGAGAAAUGAAUAUGGAUAAUGUUCUUCAAACUAGCCUCAUUGAUAUGUAUGCUAAGAAUGGGAAAUUGGAGCUUGCUUCACGUGUGUUUGAGGGUAUCCCAUACAAGAGUGUUAUUUCUUGGGGGGCAUUGAUAUCUGGCUUUGCUCAAAAUGGUUUUGCAAAUAAGACUCUUGCAUCGUUGGUUGAGAUGCAGAAUUCUGGGUUCAAACCAGAUUUAGUUUCUCUUAUUAGUUCGCUUUCGGCAUGUGCCCAAGUUGGUAAUUUGAAGGUAGGAAAAUCUUUGCAUGGGCAUAUUGUUAAAAGACUUUAUUUGGACAAAGUUUCAGGUACUGCAUUGAUUGACAUGUAUGCAAAAUGUGGGGCACUUACUUUUGCGCGUGCCUUAUUUGACCAGAUAGAACCUAGGGACUUGAUAUUGUGGAAUGCAAUGAUAUCUAGCUACGGAAUCCAUGGAGAUGGAAUAGAAGCUCUUUCACUAUUCCUCAAGAUGAAAGAAACAAACAUAACCCCAGAUCAUGCAACUUUUGCUUCACUUCUCUCAGCUUGUAGCCACUCUGGUCUAGUAGAAGAAGGUCAAUACUGGUUUCAUGUUCUGAUUGAUAAGUCUAAAAUCCAACCGAGUGAGAAGCAUUAUGCUUGUAUGGUUGAUUUAUUGAGUCGGGCAGGACAAGUGGAAGAAGCUUAUCAGCUUAUAGAAUCAAUGCACAUCAAACCAGGACUUGCAAUUUGGGUUGCUCUUUUGUCAGGUUGCCUCAAUCAUAAAAAUUUAUUGAUUGGAGAAAUGGUAGCCAAGAAGAUUCUUGAGUCAAACCCGGAUGACUUGGGAAUAUAUGUUUUGGUUUCAAACUUCUUUUCCAUGGCCAAGAAGUGGGAUGACGCAGCUGUAUUUAGAAAGAUCAUGAAAAACACAGGAAUGAGGAAAGUACCCGGUUACAGUGCAGUGGAAGUGAAUGGUGACCUUCAAGCUUUUCUAAUGGAAGACAAGAACCACAAUCAAUAUCAAGAUAUCUUGCAAAUAUUGGACAUUUUGGAUAAUGAGAUGAGAUCUAUUAGAUGUUUCUCAGAGACCGAGUUGGUGUUUCAGGAUACUGAGAAAUGAUAGGACAUAUAUCAUAUAAUCAAUUUGAGAACCUUGAUGAGAAUCAGCCUGAUCUGAUAAUCCAAUUAGCAUCUGCUUUUUAUAGAACUUGUCUUUCUAACCAGUAUUAGCACUGGAAAUGGCAAAGCAACCUUCAGUAGACACUAUAUCCCAGCCCUUGCACUUCGCAUCGAGCAAAAGGUCUCCCAUAGCAGGGUCCACAAGCAUAUGGUGAGAAACGGGAUAUCUGAUGUUGUCAUUUCCUCUGCCUGCCUCCUAAUUGGGUGUCCCCUCACUCUCCAUGUCCAGGGAACCUGCUGAGGAAAGAGGAUAGUUUAGGCAGGAGCAGGAAAUUUUGGGAUUUCCUUCUUGAUCAAUGACAACUGCAGCAUCUUCAUCAUAUCUAUUAUCAUACCGUCAUCAUGUUUGAGUACUGUACUUCUGGGGUAAAGAUGAACAUAUUGAUUCAUUUUGGGACUGGAGCUUUCAUGUUUGCUUGAGAAAGCAAAGGCCUGGAAGGUAGAAAAGUAUUGCAAACUCAUUCUUCAACUGCUGGACAACAUGGAAGUAUUAUGGACCAGGCUUCCGUCUGAAAACUGAGGCUUCGCAUGGGGAUCUGACUUUUACGCCCUAGGAUUUCUCUAAAUCAAGAAGAGGAAACAUAGGCCAUGACUACGUAAUAUGUGCUUGCUCACUCUCUAUUCCUGUUCAAUGUUCAUAAACAGUAAGAUGUGGUAGAAUAGGUUGCUGCGAGCUGCUCUUCAAGAAGCAACCGAAUUCCCAAUUUUAUGUGGUACUUGCGAUUGCCUCCUCGAUACUCUCUGGAACUUGCAGAUGACAACUGAGAGCAUAUCACUUCCACUGUUUGGGAACUUGUUUCAUUUUAUUUUAAUUUGUUUGAUUUACCUGAAUAGUGGCGAGUCUCAAUGUGAAAACCGAAAGUGGAUACCUGGAUAUAACUACAUCAUGUUUGGCAUGAAAUAAACAUCUUUCCAUGCGUGCAUGGUUGACGUUUUA
Molecule: messenger RNA, 2923 nt
Organism: Ricinus communis (castor bean)
Lineage: Eukaryota; Viridiplantae; Streptophyta; Magnoliopsida; Malpighiales; Euphorbiaceae
Product: putative pentatricopeptide repeat-containing protein At3g25060, mitochondrial
Exons: 2
Coding region: 125-1927 (600 amino acids)
Biological process (GO): RNA modification
Molecular function (GO): RNA binding; protein binding
Source: RefSeq, a predicted model, not a curated record